This is a messenger RNA of Cyprinodon tularosa, 1676 nucleotides long. RefSeq names its product E3 ubiquitin-protein ligase TRIM21-like. Gene Ontology annotation, molecular function: protein binding. Lineage: Eukaryota; Metazoa; Chordata; Actinopteri; Cyprinodontiformes; Cyprinodontidae. The transcript has 3 exons. The record is from RefSeq and is a predicted model, not a curated record. Bases 163 to 1656 code for a protein of 497 amino acids.
GUCAGGCUGAGAUGGAAGGAAGGAGGAAACCGUUAGGUUAGGCCUUACAAGCAAAAGUACAAAUUUCAUUAAUCAGAGCUGGACACAGAAAGAUUUUAGUCGUACUUCUGUAUUUAAACAGCUGCGAGUGGAUUGGACUGAAAUGGGAGUAAAUCCCCAAACAUGGAAAGACUUAAGGUGGAGCUCUUGAAUACUCUGAAGAACUUAAAACAAGCUGACUUUGAAGAAUUUAAAUGGUUUUUGAAGCAGGAUAACAUCUUGGAAGGUCAAAAAGGAAUCCCAGAGGAUGAUAUGGAGAAGGCAAAGGAAAGAUGGCAGACGGUUGAUCUGAUGGUACGGAAAUAUAACGGCCCUGGGGCAAUGCAGGUGGCAAUUCAAAUUUUACAAGAGAUUAGAAAGAACGACCUGGUGGAGCAAUUAAAAGAAUUCUGUAAAGGACAAAAAGAUCUCAACCCUCGACCGAUACGGGUUUUGACAGACGGUAUUGGAGAAAAGGAAGCCGAGCUGGAAAAGCUUCGUGAGUUUGCAGUGGACGUUACUCUGGAUCCUGAUACAGCGCAUCCAGACCUCGUCCUCUCCAGCGACGGGAAACAAGUUUACGACACUGAUGUCACUAAAGAUCUCCCAAUGACCUCCAACAGAUUUGAUAAAUGUGCCAGUGUGGUGGCAAAGGAAACGUUUUCGUCAGGGAAGUUCUACUUUGAGGUCCAGGUUGAAGGGAAGACUGACUGGACUGUUGGGGUGGCCAGGGAAUCCAUCAACCGGAAAGGGAAAAUCAACCUGAGCCCUGACGAAGGAUUCUGGACCAUAUGGUUGAGAAACAAGGUUUAUGAAGCUUUGGCAGACCCUUCAGUUGUUUUACCUCUAAAGUCUCGUCUUCAGAAGGUUGGAGUGUUUGUGGAUUAUGACGAUGGUCUGGUCUCCUUUUAUAAUGUAGAUACAGCAGAUCUAAUCCACUCCUACAAAAAAUGCUGCUUCAAAAAGAAUCUCAUAAUAUACAUCAAUACAAGUAGUAAUAACCAAGGUUUAAACUCUGCCCCGAUAAUUAUAACUCCAGUAGUUCACAAGAUAAACAAGGCAGAGUUGAGGAGUGUCAAGGAGUUUGCUGUCGAGGUGACUCUGGAUCCAGAUACAGCUCAUCCUGAACUGAUCCUUUCUGACGAUGGGAAACGGGUACAUCAGGGAGAUGAGAGAAAAGACGUCCCGGACAACCCCAAGAGAUUCAGUGACUGUGUUAACGUUUUAGGAAAACAGAGUUUCUUCCGUCAAAGGUUUUACUAUGAGGUCCAGGUUAAAGGCAAGACAGACUGGACUCUAGGAGUCGCCACAGAAUCGAUUGACAGGAAAGGAGAAAUCACACUGCAGCCUGAAAGUGGUUUCUGGACUAUCUAUCUAAGGAACGGGGAGGAAUACGAGGCAUUCGAUAAACCCAUAGUGCGUUUAACAAGAAGGUCAAAUCCUCAGAGAGUAGGAGUCUUUGUGGAUUAUGAAGGAGGUCUGGUCUCCUUUUAUAAUGUAGAUACAGCUGAUCUUCUCUACUCCUUCAACGGCUGUUGCUUCGCUGAGUGUCUUCUGCCAUUCUUUAGUCCCUGUACCAACGUUGGAGGAACAAACUCUGCUCCACUGAUUAUUUCUCCUGUCAGUUUCUUUGACUAGAGCAAUAAAAUAUGGAAAAC